CAGGCUAACGAUUUGGGAUUGGAAUCUCAAUAGAAGUCAGUGUCAUGAAAGUGCCAGGCGGGCUGUCAAAAACCGAACUCUUCGCCACAGGACUCUGUGUCGCCUUAAUGUCAGUGGCCCUCUCAAAUGCUCUCGACUGCUAUGUGUGCAGCUACAUGGAUGGGGACAGUGAUGCCUCGUGUGUGAAUAACGCCAGUGCGGUUAGAGUGCUCAACUGCACCAUGAAGUACUGCCUUACGGUGCGAAAAGAGCUGAAGCGCAACGCCAGCAAAGUGAUAUCAUUUUUGAGGGACUGCCAGGACGAACCUUUGAUUAAUCAUGGAAAUAGGCCAGACGACACCAUUCGCACUUACUACACAUCCUGCAAGCAGAACCUCUGCAAUGGUCACAAUGGCAGGACUAAUAACUCCACAGGAGGAGCAAGUGGCAGUGGCGCCCAAAAUGCCAUCAUUCCCGGAAAGAGUAAUGCCCAAAAAAAUUGUCUUUGGGCUUGGUUACUAAACUUGUUAUGGUUUCAACUAAUUUUUUAACUUAAAAUAUAUUUAAGGAUAAAGGGUACUUUGUAAAAAUCUAGUAUUAGUGUUAUUUAAAGUAAUUAAAGUACUUAAAGCCA
This is a messenger RNA of Drosophila bipectinata, 613 nucleotides long. RefSeq lists its product as uncharacterized. The record is from RefSeq and is a predicted model, not a curated record. Lineage: Eukaryota; Metazoa; Arthropoda; Insecta; Diptera; Drosophilidae.